CAGUGGAGGUCAAGAAGCGUGAGGGACGAAAAAAAUGGCGUUUGAGAUGUUGCUGUCAUCGAAUUUUCUUCAGUUUAUUAUUGAUUAAAUCAGUGACUGGUCGUGUAAUUGGCGUGAAAGCAGUCAAAAUGUCAUUAUAUUGAUAAUUUGUUUUAUUAUAGAUGAUGCCUUCUUUGCGGAAGAAGGUUGCAGGAUUUAUUCGUCAGCUUUCGGUAAACAAUCAAAAUGAAAAUGUCGAUCAGAUUGAUUCUGGCCCUUCAUCGGGCUGUUUCAUUCAAAGAUACCUUAGCGGGCAUGAUGUAAAGCAGACGGAACCUGUCAUCCUUCAUGGUCGAAAUCCACAUGAGUUACCACGUAAGAACAUUGGUACAAUCAUCUUGGGCAAUCAAUUUUCUGCUGUUACUGGUCCAGAUGGGGGGCUGACGAUGGUUAAUCGUCACCAACGCCACCUCUCUACAAGUGACCCUGAUGUUGAUUAUAUUGACAUUCAGCAGCAUGUGUCUGACCAGGAGCGUAAGAACACAGUGUCAUCUAGUGACUGUAUAUUCAGCCCAGGAUAUGGGCGGUGGUUCACCAUAAGACCACCAGCACAUCCCAUAGACAACUCGGUGAUGCAUAUUCGUGCAGCUGGUUCUGUGUUCAGCGUCGGUAAAAGGUCUAUUCAUACAAGUGUCUCAGACCUGCAGACCACUGCAGAAACAGAAGAGGAUUCUAACUUGAAUAUAAGACCAGAGGAAGAUACAGUAUUCCAAGCCAUAGAUAUUUUAAAGACAGAUCCCUGUGCUGCGGAACUGAAUGGGAACUCUGAGGUGCAAGAAGCGUCUGAAUCCAUAUUCAAACAAAGUUCACCUUUAGAUUUUGUGAUACCACCUCCUGCAGAAUAUGCUACUGGUGCAAACUGUACGACCUUCAGUGGAUUCACUCCCAUCAGGAAAUCAAAAAGUGCGCCUCUGGCUCGAGGCAGUGCUGCUACGGCAAUCAUCAAUGGUAGCCAGAGGCAUGGUGAUGGAGUUCAGCAGAUGUCCUCUCCACCUUCAGAAGUAGCAGGCGUUUUAGAUUGGUCUCGGCCCCAUCCCAGAGCUUAUGGCGCUGCCACGACACUGUAUGAGAGGCACCCUCUAACAAAACAGCACGCUGGAAGCCCGAUAGCCGACUGUUUUGCCCUUGUGGCUAGAACCAAUUCCGCUAUACUGACACUUGCUGAUGGAGUGAAUUGGGGUGAGAAGGCUUGUAUCGCUGCUAGAAGUGCUGUCCAUGGCUGUGUAGACUAUCUGAAUAAGGCAGUGUUCACUUCUGGUAACAUUACGAAUACUACGGAAGUGUUUGUAUCAUUGCUGCGAUCAUUCCACGCAGCGCACAGUCUAAUACUUCAGGAAGCUGGGAUGUUGACCACUCUUACCACAGCCCUAGUAUUGCCAUUAGCAGAUUCAGAUAGGUUCGUGACCUGUAUCUGUAAUGUCGGUGAUAGCCUCUCAUAUGUGUACAGCGCACAACAUGGUGUCAGGGAAAUCACCAAGGGUUCCCAUGAUAUCCACUGCAUGCGGGACAUGCGGGAUGCCCUGGGAGCUUUGGGUCCAGUGGAUGGACAAAAUCCAGAGCUCAACAAUCUAACCUGUUCUAUGACAGAAGUGGAAUCUGGAGAUAUCGUAUUCAUCACGUCUGAUGGAGUUUCAGAUAACUUUGACCCAGUGGUUGGUAAGUUUGCUGUACUUCCACCUUCAGAAAAUUUAAAUCUGAAAGUUCCACCUGGUACAGUCAAGACAUCUUGUACUGCUGCCAACCAUGGUACUUCUAAAUUCCCUUGUGAAGAUUUCCCUUCCUCAAGUUCUCUACCCACUGUUCAAGCUUACCAGCGUCAUGAACUUUCUUUGCUGAGGAUGGAUGAUUUACUGAAGAAUGGAGUUUCUGGUAAUGGACCGCCGUGCCAGGAUGCAAAGACACUGUGUGAGAUGCUUCUGGACUUUGCUACCAGAUUGACAGCUGCCAAGCGUCACAUUCUUGAAGAUCCUGACUUGUAUUACACCACAGUAGAAGGCAGCACAGAAGUGACGGAGUUAAGCAGGGCUGAACAGCGAUCUCGACGCAGGAAAGUGUGCGAGAAACUUGCUAUGGUUCCUGGCAAACUGGACCAUGCCACCGUUGUAGCCUACCAGGUUGGUGUUUACAGAGGCAAUGAAAAUGACGGAGGAAUUUCAGCUCCACAUAUUCGCAGCGACGAUGACUUGUUGGUGGAGACGGUUCUCUAGAAGACGCUGAACCUGGCGAUGGCCGCAAGUUGAAAGUUUUUUACCAGGUUGUCUCUUAUGCAUUAUGGAUCCAGUACCAUAUUUAUUCAAAUGUUUAAGUAUUCGGCUCUGGACACUAAUAACUAGUCACAAUUUUGAAUGCGUGCAACAACACGUGAGAGAAACUUGUAUAAAGUGAAGAAAGAGUGAGAGAGGCAGCUACGAGUCUUAACGUUGAAGCCCUGAGCCUGCAUAUAAUAGAGACAUUUAAAUUGUAUAUGAAGAGGUGCAUUUAUGGGUUAGCCAGGAAACAGAAUAAUGAGCAUAAUAUGCGUCAGAAGAAAGAACUGAAUUUUUAUUUAGAAAAAUGUCUUUUAUUUGAAUAAUUAUGGUAUUGCUAGAUGUAACUGCGCAUAAAGUUAAUUCAUUGCUAUGCAUUCUUAAUGUUACUGUUGCUUUUCCACUGCUUCCUGUUGUCACAGCGCAGUUUGUUUUUCACUCUUCAUACGUGUAACACGGCAAUUUGAGACGCAAAAGUAACCAGAGCUAGGACCCAAGAAGAGACUAGCAAGAAAAAUAACACCAAAUAUUUCUUAUAAAUGAAACAUUUCUUUGGGUGGUAAUAGUUGACGUGCAGUAAGGAAUUGGUUAUACAGGCAAGAUCGAAAAAGUGGCGAAGAAAAUAGUUGCUUUUUUGUUUUUGUCCCAGCAACAGCUACUCAGUAAUUAACAGUGGUACCAACUUUACAAAUAGCUACUUGGGAAACGUGAAAUGAUAUGAUUGGCGGUCUGCAAAUUUGUGAUAAUUUUGAGCAGCAUUUUUAUUCCAUUUGGCAGCACUGUUCGCCGCAAAGUUAUGGUGAGCCUUGGAUCUUACAGUGAUGAGAGGCGACAAGCAUGUCGUUGAUGGCAUUCCAUUAUGAUUAACAGCAUUUACGUAUAUCAAAAUAUGGAGGUAUUUUAGAUGCUUCUAGAUAUCAAGUAUUUCUUCUUAUUUGACUGAAUUGUUUAUAUAUAUAUAUGACAUAAUAUGUAUUAUAAAGCUGUAUUUCUGUUACAUGAGAGAGCUAAAUGAAUCUAAACUGUUGUUGAGUCAUUUAUCUGCAGUGGUUGCUCUCCGCCUUUCGUAUUCUGCUGCAGUACCACAUAACGUGAUUCACCAAUGUAGAGCCUAUAGCCUAGAGCCUAUGUUACUUUAAUAUAUUUUAACAAAUAUACUUUUUUUAAUUACAAGGUUAUUUGAAAAAUGUAUCUUCAUUAAUUUAGUGCAAUAAAGUGAAAUUAUAGUACAUAAUUGCUAUAA
Messenger RNA from Zootermopsis nevadensis, 3528 nucleotides. Its product is annotated as PP2C-like domain-containing protein CG9801. NCBI's taxonomy places the organism in Eukaryota, Metazoa, Arthropoda, Insecta, Blattodea, Termopsidae. The record is from RefSeq and is a predicted model, not a curated record.